Molecule: messenger RNA, 1959 nt
Organism: Xyrauchen texanus (razorback sucker)
Lineage: Eukaryota; Metazoa; Chordata; Actinopteri; Cypriniformes; Catostomidae
Gene: c48h19orf44
Product: chromosome 48 C19orf44 homolog
Exons: 9
Coding region: 76-1896 (606 amino acids)
Source: RefSeq, a predicted model, not a curated record
GUCAUAACGCUCGCGACGUUGCCAGGGUGAACAGCAAGCUCGCGCGUGGCGUCUGCAGCAGGUAAACAUUGCGAAAUGUGGACUCGUGGAGGACCGAGGAGUUCCGUUCUGGACCGGGCAAAUGCUCUGCUGUCCGGACAGAGAAUUUCAAACACUGGGAUCUCGAAGGACAAAACAGACGUGGGAAACUCCGGAAAAUUCAUACCACAGGCCAGACAGACCCAAUUCCUGGAACUGAGCAAUGUCUCCUCACCCUCGACAAGCCAAAACCUGCUUGAUCCUACAAAGACGACUUUGGAGAGUUUCAGCAUGGGUGGCGGGAGCCGAUUUCUGAAGAAGACCUCGAAAGACGCCACAGGAGAUAAAUUGUUGUCCACUCCUAGUGAAACUCCUGCUAAAAAUGACGAAUUUAAGUUAAUACCUCAACGCAAUUCUCAGAGCACGGCUUUGAGCAGACUCGCGCUCAUCGAGAACCGCAUUAAGAAUCAAAAAAGCAAAGGCGAUGCCCCUGGAAUCGAAACAGAUUUCUCAGAACCUCUAGAGACGCCUGUAUCUGUCCAGUCCAACAGCGAUCUGAUCAUGACGGGAAGCCGUUUCCUGAAGAUGACGACAGUGUCCGUUCCUCAAGAGCAGAAGUUUCCUGAGAGAGCAACAUUGGACAAUAUACCAGGUCUGAUUGAACGUAAAGGAAGGAGAGUAAGUCUAGACAGCGAUGAGCAGGACAUGAAGAGACUUUUAGGAGAUUCUUUGAGUUUAUCAGAGAGUUCACAGCAAAAUACUGCAAGGCAGAGGUCAUACAGGAAGACUAGUGAACAAUCUACUCUACCUUCACCAGCUCCUGAAAGACAUAAACAGCAGCAUCAAGUACUUCGCAGACUCUCUCCAUCCCCGCCAACUUCACCUAAACCUCCAUCCCCCAGCAGACCCGACUCCCACAGGGUCAGAUUCACCGAACGAUCGGUAUCAUCUGAAUCGAGUCACAGUGAGAUCCGGUCGCUGGACGAUCUUUUCCCUGUUCCUGCCGUGUCUGACGCUGAUGACACUCUGAGCGAGAGGAGUUCAGCAUCUGAUGAUUUCAAACUUAACGUAAUGACACUGGGCGAUCUUGCUCCUAUACCGUUAAAAACAGCUGAAAAGAAAGAAACAGAAGCCAGACAGGAAGUCAGGAAUAGGAAGUCCUCUACAGACAUCGCUCGGGUCUAUUCACCAGCCACACCAAAGGAGCCAUCAGCAGACUAUGAAAGUGAUUUUGAAAGCGAGAUCCCAUCCGAGACAGCAAAAAGCGCCAGUGAGAUCUCCGAAAAUCUCACAGAUGAUGACAAAGAUGCCUCAUUGGUCAGUGAGGCCAAGUACAGCUUGUACAAAUCCAAGGAAGAGGAUGUGGACCACAGUUUAUCAGAAACAUCACGGUCAUCCAAGGAUUCUUACUCCGAUACUUCUACAAGAUCCAGUUUUUCCAAUGCAACAAUCACACACAGUCGCAGUCCUGACCGUUGCGUGAAGGAGGCUGCGGUACAAACACAACCAGAUGGACUGACGUACACAUGGUCCUCAGGUAUGGCCGCUGUUGGUCCAUCAGUGGGGAUGACAUAUGUGGAUCCCGCACCAAUAGCCACUCACACAGUCAGUGCUGAAGCCAUUGAGAGUUUGACGUCGUACAGUCCUGCUGUGGUUGCACUCAAUGACAUGUUACGGCAGCAGUUAGCGCUCACCAGAGCGUUCAUCGAGUCCACCAGGCAUCAUUAUACGUCAGUGCUGGACUCAUUGGGCCCUGCAGACUACAAAUACACCACACUAGAUGACACUAAAGAGUUCAUCCGUGCUCACAGACCACCUAAACUGAGCAUUGAAGACGCCCUAGAGGAAGUUCUACAGGAAAUGAGGGACUAUCAUUAAAUUUGAACGAACGGUCUAUGAGUGUUAUAAAUGAACUGUCCAGAGACCUCGUUCAGCCAAAAC